Aureobasidium namibiae CBS 147.97 is the source of this 465-nucleotide messenger RNA. Its product is annotated as ribosomal protein S13. Bases 1 to 465 code for a protein of 154 amino acids. Gene Ontology annotation, biological process: translation. NCBI's taxonomy places the organism in Eukaryota, Fungi, Ascomycota, Dothideomycetes, Dothideales, Saccotheciaceae. The record is from RefSeq and is a predicted model, not a curated record. Gene Ontology annotation, molecular function: RNA binding; structural constituent of ribosome. The transcript has 3 exons. Gene Ontology annotation, cellular component: cytosol; small ribosomal subunit; ribosome.
AUGUCGCUCGUCUCCGGAGAAAAGUCGAACUUCCAGUUCAUUCUGCGUCUGCUCAACACCAACGUUGAUGGCAAGCAGAAGGUCAUGUACGCCCUGACCAAGAUCAAGGGUGUCGGUCGCCGCUACUCCAACUUGGUCUGCAAGAAGGCCGAUGUCGACCUUAGCAAGCGCGCCGGUGAACUCACCUCGGAAGAGCUCGAGCGCAUCGUCACCAUCAUCCAGAACCCCACCCAGUACAAGAUCCCCUCGUGGUUCCUCAACAGACAGCGCGACAUUGUCGACGGCAAGGACUUCCAGGUCCUCGCCAACGGUGUCGACUCCAAGCUCCGUGAGGACCUCGAGAGACUGAAGAAGAUCCGUGCCCACAGAGGUCUCCGCCACUACUGGGGCCUCCGCGUCCGUGGUCAGCACUCCAAGACCACCGGCCGUCGUGGUCGCACCGUCGGUGUCAGCAAGAAGAAGUAA